Eimeria necatrix is the source of this 627-nucleotide messenger RNA. RefSeq lists its product as hypothetical. The transcript is spliced from 2 exons. Bases 1 to 627 code for a protein of 208 amino acids. The record is from RefSeq and is a predicted model, not a curated record. NCBI's taxonomy places the organism in Eukaryota, Apicomplexa, Conoidasida, Eucoccidiorida, Eimeriidae.
AUGAGUCUCUUAAUGGGGAAACAAAUAGAGACGGCCAACACCCGCGGAAGACACGCAGCAGCAGCAGCAGCAGCAGCAGCAGCAGCGACACUAGCAGCAGCGACUGCAGUAGCAUCAGCAGCAGCAACAGCAGCAACAGCAGCAACAGCAGCAACAGCACUUGCAGCGCCACAAGCAGGUACCGAAGACAACCCGAGACAGCAGAAGGAAAGGCAGCAAGGCAAGCAGCAGCAGCAGCAGCUGCUGCUGCUGCUGCUGCGGCAACAGUUCGCAGCUGCUGUGCCAGCAUGGCACACACCUACGGGGAUGGCCAUUAGCUGCAGCAGCAGCAAGAAGCAGCAAGCAGCAGCAAGCAGCAGCAGCAUUAGCUCAAGCAGCAGCCGCCGCCGAAACAGCAGCAGCAGCAACCAAGGUAGCAACAGCAGCAGCAGUGCUAACUGCAGCAGCAGCAUCGAAAGCAGCAGCAGCAGCAGCAUUAGCUGUAGCAGCAGCAGCGGUCGUACUCACAGCAACAAUAGAAGCAGGGCUAGCGGUAACUGCAGCAGCAGCCGAACUAAGCAGCAGCAGCAGAAGCAGCAGCAGCAGCAGCAGCAGCAGCAGCAGCAGCAGCAGCAGCAACAGCACUAG